This is a messenger RNA of Opisthorchis viverrini, 396 nucleotides long. RefSeq lists its product as hypothetical. The annotation marks the transcript as partial. Lineage: Eukaryota; Metazoa; Platyhelminthes; Trematoda; Opisthorchiida; Opisthorchiidae. The transcript is spliced from 2 exons. The record is from RefSeq and is a predicted model, not a curated record.
GCAUGCAACCAUGGAUGACCUUGCCAGUCUGAACACCACAAAUCUGUCGACGGUAUCGGAUCAAUUCCCAUAUGACUACGCAUUUGCAGUGGUCUAUCUAUUUGUACAAACUCCACUAUGCACUUUUGGAAUGAUUUUGAACGUGCUCAACAUCUGCGUUUUUAGUCAACCGGCUUUUUCUGCUCCAGCCUACAUCAUGAUGAAGUUCUUAUCCUUGGCUGACGCCAUCACACUUGGAGUUCGGAUACCCCAAGGGUUGAUAUUAUUUCAACUUUACGGUGAAGCAAUGGCUGUCAAUUUGUUGUCGCCAGACACAACUGGGUCUGAUUUGUGCUCGAACAGUUUUGCUACUUUUCACUUCAUUUACGCCAGUCAACUCUGGUCCUAUAAUCUUUG